AUGGCUCCGUGCUCCGUGGCGGCGGCCUGCCGCAGCCUGGCCCUCUCGACGUGGCUACUGUCCUUCUGCUUCGUCCACCUGCUGUGCCUCGACUUCACCGUGGCCGAGCGGGAGGAGUGGUACACGGCCUUCGUUAACAUCAGCUACGUGGAGCCCGCCACCAGGUCGCUGCGGAGCGACAAGAGCGAGUGCGGACGCUAUGGGGAGCACUCGCCCAAGAAGGACGCCAAGGGGGUGGUGGUCCUGCCCUCCGCACCGCACGACCGCCAGGCCUGCGACCCCAACACCAGCUUCGGGGCCCCCGCCGGGGCCUGGGUGGCGCUCAUCGCCCGCGGUAACUGCACCUACCGGGACAAGAUCCGGCACGCCGCCGAGCGCAACGCUUCGGCCGUGGUCAUCUUCAAUGUAGGCUCGGCCAGCGCCAACGACACCAUCACCAUGCCGCAUCCCGGUACGGGCGACGUGGUAGCCAUCAUGAUCCCGGAGCCCAAAGGUCGCGAAGUGGUGUCCUUGCUGGAGCGCAACGUGACAGUCACCAUGAGCAUCACCAUCGGCACCAAGAACCUGCAGAAGUACGUGAGCAGGACCUCCGUGGUGUUCGUGUCCAUCUCCUUCAUCGUGCUCAUGAUCAUCUCGCUGGCCUGGCUCGUCUUUUACUACAUCCAGAGGUUCCGAUACGCCAACGCCCGAGAUCGCAAUCAGCGCCGCCUUGGCGACGCCGCCAAGAAGGCCAUCAGCAAGCUCCAGGUGCGCACCAUCCGAAGGGGCGACCACGAGACCGAGGCCGACUUCGACAACUGCGCCGUGUGCAUCGAAGGGUACAAGGCCAAUGACGUCGUUCGGGUCCUGCCGUGCAGACAUUUGUUCCACAAGAGCUGCGUGGACCCGUGGCUCCUGGACCAUCGUACCUGUCCCAUGUGCAAGAUGAACAUACUGAAGGCGUUGGGGAUCGCGUUGAACGCCGACUGCCUGGACGAGCUGCCCCUAGACUAUGACCUGGCUCUGGGUGGCGUAGCAGCGCCCCUGGCCCUGGACGCCGCUGUUUCCGGAGCGGGUGACGGCAUGCUAGGCGAGGGCGGCUCCGACAUGGUUCUGGACCCCGGCGUGCGACGGAUGGGUCUCCCGCAGGACUACCGGGACCCUCCCGACACCCUGAGGGACAGUCCCGUGACCGACGCGCGCCUGGGUGAGCUCCGGCCGAUGGCCAGCAGCGUCUCCGUGGCUUCGCUGGUGAUCGCCGUGGAAACGGGGCUUUCCGACGAGGAAGGAUCCCACGAAGCUUCUCAGAUGGUCGACAAAUCUUGA
Molecule: messenger RNA, 1305 nt
Organism: Nerophis lumbriciformis (worm pipefish)
Lineage: Eukaryota; Metazoa; Chordata; Actinopteri; Syngnathiformes; Syngnathidae
Source: RefSeq, a predicted model, not a curated record